This is a messenger RNA of Astrephomene gubernaculifera, 5572 nucleotides long. NCBI's taxonomy places the organism in Eukaryota, Viridiplantae, Chlorophyta, Chlorophyceae, Chlamydomonadales, Astrephomenaceae. The record is from the annotation of a GenBank genome assembly.
GAGCUAUCUGCGCUUUACGGACGGGCUUUCUCUAAGUAAGGCAGUACGGGAAACGAUUGCUUGCGCAGACCAACGGUGAAGCAAAGCGUGUUGCGACGCCCCUCGCAAGCAUUGCUUCUAUUCCUACUUUCAUAAUUUAACCGUUAAUGCUUUAUAACCACUCUGCUUGAUAAACCUGGACCGCGGCUUUUGCCUUUGCCAUCCUUUCUCUACAAGCGUACAGAACAAGUCAUUUUUCAUUUAUGUUAACUCCAGUUUGAGAUAGCACUUAUACCAGGGAUGAAAGCAGCGUGAAAAAGGGACGGUGCCGUUUAUGAGCCAGGGUCGCCGCGGAGAGAAGCCGGAGCUGCACUUUCACCCGCAACUGGGCGAGCACAGUGUCAGCACGAGCUAUGCUCAUACGCAGAGAGGUUACGACCGGAAACCUUCACGCCAGGGCACGCGGACCCAAGCAGCGCACGUCGACGCAAUGGGAACCGCCCAACAGCUCAGCAGCUCGCUACGCAGAGUUGAUACACCAGAACAGUCAGGAGGGAGGGAUGCACUAGUCCGCAGCAGCGUAGGCAUUAGGCCAAGCCGUGCCUACGCUGUAGGAGGGCCACCCUUGCCACAACCUCAAGGAGUCCGGCCCUCCAGCCGACCGACGUCCUCCCUCGGUCCUCUCAGUCCUCGACAACAACUCACUACCUCCUACCGCGAUGCAGCGCUCAUCGCGGCCCAGCAUGGCCUGUCAGCAUACGCCCAGUCUGCGGCAGCCACCGCUGCCGCCGCCCGGAACUCGGCCUCCAGGUCAGGCGGCAGCAGCGGCCUUACCUCCUCCCAUGGCGGCCGGCCGCCGCCCCCACCCCGCAGCACACAACAAAGCACCCCAGCGCCAGUUCCCUACCAGCCAGCCGGCUCUGAGCGCCUGCCCAGCCGCAGCGGGCUAGCAGCCGGCCCCGGCCCCAGCAGCCGCCCCCCGAAUCGUUCCAGUCAGCUACCCAGCCGUGGCAGCGCACCUCCAGCAUCCAACCCCGGCGCCUUCCAUCGCACCACCGACGCGCCUGCAGUCACGGUAACCUACAAUGACCUCGCAUGGAGGGGCGCCUUUGGCAGCUUCCAGCACCAUGAGCAUGAGGAUGUCAUGCCGCCAGGCCUGGCGGGGACACAGUCCCUUGGGCCGCCUGCUGCAUCGAGAGGCAUGAGUCCGGGCUGGGGCGGUCCCUCUGCCAGCGCCUAUGAAGCCGAUGGCCGGCCGGGCACGCGCGGUGGGGGUCCACAGUUCGACAUUGACGGGCGUCCCACAACGCGCGGCGGACAGCGGCCACCCUCCCGGGUACAACUGGGACUUGCGCCGCCUCGGCCGCCCAGCCACGUGGCUCCGUUGGGCAACGCCUUUGGCUUACCCACGGUGUUUGCCGCAUCGUUGGGGCAGGACGCGUCGCCCACGAGCACCCUGUCUGGGGGUGGAGCGGCGACGGUGACGGUCAGCGCCAGCGGCGAGGGGUGCGACUUUUGCGGCUCCCUACGUCGCCAGCCGCUGCCGCUGCCGCCAGCCAUGUCUGCCACGUCAACAUGCGGAGCCGGAAGCGGCGGCGGCGGCCGCAGUGGCGGCGGCGCUGGGCCCGAGGGCUGCGGGCCUGGCGGCAGCAGCGGGAGCUUCAGCGCGGGUCUGGGCGGUGGCGCGGGUCUCCUGUCAUGCCUGGCAUCAUCAACAACACCGGGGUCCCUGCAUCCCAGCUCACACAUCCAUUCCUUAAGCCAUCCAGGGCAGGAGGGCCACUUAUGCUUUGAUACCGGCAGCUCCGGGACGACCCCGGGGCGACUCCUGGUUGCCAAGCUCAGCAGCAUAGCGGAGGUCCCGGGGUCGCCGGUGGGAGCGUCACCAGCGGCAGCGGGGGCGCCGUUGGGGAGAGCCUCGACGGAGAAGCUUGACAGCUUGGGCGGUCGCAAGUCGUCUUUCGAGCGGUUGCCGGGCGCUGUUGAUGGCUUGGAGCCCAGGAUUUCGGAGGAGGGCAACGAUGACUCACACGUUUCGAACCUUGACCAGGACGGCAGCAACCGCUGCGGCAGCGGCCGAAUGAGGUCGCGGCGCACCGUGACAGACAGUGACAGCAGCGGCAUUGACCACCGGCAACACGGUGCGCUCGGCGGCGGCAGCCGCUUGGGAGCCGCUGUGGGGCCGCCCUUGCUUGGACCGCCGGCUAUCCGAGAGACUUCAAUAGCUGGAUCACUGCGUUAGCACCAACCAGUGCCUGACAGACCAAGACAAAGCAUGCAAGCUAGCUACGUAUGCCCGCGGUGCCCUUAACAUAAAAGGCGUUGAAGCAACGCCACAUGACUGAUCAGACUUGUCAUUGAUGGAAGCUAGGAGUCGGUGUCGGUGAUAGAUCCAACGCUAGCCGAAAGCUGCAAGUGGGCUAUUUUGCAUGGCCACGGAAUUUAUGGCGUCGAGUCUUUGUCGCGAAGCUGGGUGUGUUGAAAAAUUAUUUCUCUACAUUUUGAGACUUUUGGAUGAUGUAGGCGUUGAUGGACUUCAUUUCGCAUCCAACGGACCUCCGGCAUUGUAACUUUCGCGAUCGCCAAGAGUAAACUGAUAUAGGCAUUGCUUAUAGGUGUCGAUAUACAAUACCAUAUCCAUCCUACAUCAGCCGUCAGCCCAUAGCAGUCGCUAGAAUGGCGAAGAAAACUAAGUCCCCUCCUGCUAAGGCGCCUGCAGCUCCUGCGAAUGUGGAGCCAGAGGUUGCCAAAAAGGUUGUGGAGUUGAAAACCGAGGGAAACAACUCCUUCGCUCGUGGCGACUACCAGAAGGCUCUGACCAUUUACGACGAUGCCAUUAAGCUGCUGCCCGCCAACGCUCCGGAGAGGGCGGACUUCCACAACAAUAAGGCGGCAUGCUUCAUUGGCCAGAAGAGGUACAAGGAGGCCGUCAAGGAGUGCACCUCCGCCCUGGAGGUGGCCCCCAACAGCGUCCGCGCGCUGCAGCGCCGCGCCAAGGCCUACGAGCAGCAGGGCCUCUUCAAGCUCGCCCUCGCCGACAUCUCCACGAUCAACAAGACCGACGCUGCCUCGCCCGAAACCCAGGAGCAGGAGCGCAGGCUGCGCGAGGCCGCCGCCAGGCGCCCCGCCUCCGCCACCGCCGCCGCCGGCGCUGCCAACGGCGCCGCCGGCGCCGCGGCCAGCGGCAGCGGCGCCAGCAAGCUCUCCCAGCUGCAGCAGGGCCUGUACACCGCCAAGUGCUCGCUGGGCGAUGACACCAAGCUCGUCCACCUCAGCCUGGCUCACAACUACGCGGAUGUGUUGACUGCCGUACAGGCCAAGUUCCCGGCCGCCGGCCCCUUCGCACUCAAGUAUGUGGACAAGGCGGGGGAUCUGGUGACCAUCACCUGCAAGGCGGACCUGCAUGUGGCGCUCGGGGAGCUUGUGCAGCAGUACCAGCGGCAGGUGGCUGCGCAGGGCAGCCAUGGGCCCAAGCUGACGGCCUUCCCGCCCCUCAAGCUGCACCUGGCGCCUGUGGCGUCGGCGGCCGAUGUUCCCAAGCCGCCUGUGGAGGAGGAGCUGGAGCGGCAGCAGCUGCUGGCCAUGCAGCGGGGGCAGGGGGCCGACCGCAAGGAGUCUGCCCCCUCCGAGGAGCUGCAUGUUGACAGCUGGCUGCUGGAGUUCGCGCAGCUGUUCAUCCAGCAGACGGGACUGGAGCCGGACAAGCACGUUGAGCUGCACAACAUGGGCUGGGAGGCGGUCACCAAGGCGCUGGACGCCACGGUGCAGGCGGAGGCGGCCGUGCCGCUGUUCGACAAGGCCAAGGACAGCUUCCGGGACGUCACCUGCACGGGACUGACCAGCUGGGGACAGGUUCACCAGCUGCUGGGCAACCGCGCGCUGGAGGCCGCCGCCAAGGCCGGCAAGGGCGCCGCCGAGGUACGGGAGUCCGUGCUGGCCGAGUUCGAGCAGGCGGAGAAGAAGUACAAGGAGGCUCUGUCGUACAACUCCGAGUUCUUCGACGCGCUGUGCAACAUGAGCCAAGUGGAGUUUGACCGCUGCAAGCUGACGGCCGGCCUGAUGCCCAGCGAGCCCAAGCCCGCCGAGGCCGCCGCCGACAAGACCCCCGAGCAGGCCGCCGCCGACACCGCCGACGCCGUCAACGCCGCCAUGCGCGUCGCACUCGCCGCCGUCAACGCCGACGGCGUAACGGCUGCACAGUCGCUCUUCGAGUCGGCUCUCUCCUGGGCCGAGCGCGCCAUUGCCGUCGCGCCCUCCAUGGACGCCCGCCAAAAGGAGGCCCAGGCCAAGGCCGCGGCCGACGCCUCUAGCCAAGGCGCCGCCGGUACGGCAGCCCAGCAGCCUCCCGAGUACGACUUCCGCGCGCAGGCACUGGUGCUCAAGGGCAACUACAUCUACGAAUGGAGCCAGAUGCUAGCGGCGGUGGGUCAGGAGUGGCGGCCGCAGCUGGACGGCGCGGUGGGGUUGUUCCGUGAGGCUGGGUGCCCGGAGAAGGACAUCCGGGUGGCGCUGCGGAACCACUUCAAGGCUGCGGAGCUGGAUAUCCCCGCGGAGGAGCCCGAGGCCGCCCCGGAGGCACCCAAGCAGGAGGAGGACAAGCCGGCGGCCGCCAAGCAGGAGGCCAAGCAGGAGCCGGCUGCUGAGGAGAAGCCCAAGGCCAAGGGGCUCCCCUCCCUGGAGGUGAGGAAGGCCAAGAAGUAAACGGCGGUAGCAAGGGACCGAACUGCGGGGUGAUUGGAAGGAUGGGGGGAGCGGCGGCGGGAGGAGGAGUCCGGGGCUGGUCCUCCGGUGGGAUGGCGGGAAGUGCUGGUGAUGAGCGCCAAAAGCUUCCCUAUUAAGAAUAUGGAUGAUGGUGAUGAUGAUGAUGGGUGCAUUCAAGCGGCUGCGGCGAUUGCUAGCGGGCAGAAGGAAUGUCUAAGGAAGAGAAGGACAGCCAUUCCAAGCGAGGCCAGCUUUUACUUGCAGCAGCACCUGGCUUGUGGUUCCUUGCGGCCUUUGGUGGUUGUCGUUUGCAAUGGCAGCUGGGUCAGGUAGACACGAAGUAAGCUAUGCUGACGUGGAUCGAAAUGGAAAACGGAGUAGGGGGGGGGGGGCAUGCUGGUGCUGCUGGCGGCGCUUCGGCAAGGCAGGGAAUGGCCUCAGGCGCUGGGACCCUCACAGUACAGGUGCAGAGAAAAGUAUCGCUGGCAGCUGCUGGAAGUGCUGUGUGUUAGGUUUGGCAAAGCUAGGACGGUCUUGUGCAUCGGGAAAAGAAGCUUGGAAAAUAGCUUGGAUCUUAUCAAGCUGCAGGCCUUGAACAGAGGCAGGGGCGGUUUCGGGUUUGGUGCGUUUGGUAUGUAAGUGGUUGGUGUUGGUGUGUGGUGUGAAACGAGGACAUGCAAUUCUGUGGAUGACGAACCUUGACUGUCCUGCUGCGGCCUGGCGAAUUUUCCCUUGUUGACGCCUGGCGGAUUGACUGUGCAGUACCUGAAAACGUUUGCGCAGGCUUCGGGCAAGCGCUUUUGAACCUGCACACAAAGGUUGACCGUGUUGCCGGUAUGUGUCCCAGUGGGUGCUGGCGCGCCGCGUUCAAUGCCCCCAUCGGAAAUCCUUU